This is a messenger RNA of Penicillium brevicompactum, 699 nucleotides long. RefSeq lists its product as uncharacterized. Bases 1 to 699 code for a protein of 232 amino acids. The record is from RefSeq and is a predicted model, not a curated record. The transcript has 2 exons. Lineage: Eukaryota; Fungi; Ascomycota; Eurotiomycetes; Eurotiales; Aspergillaceae.
AUGCUAAGUGUCCCUGCUGGAACCUGCUCCAACAACUUUCCUCGCACGCCGGUCAUUACCUUUGGAGCUGUAGCUGGAGACCUAGCAAUGGCUGGAAGCUUAUCAUACCUCUUCUCGCGCAAGGAACGGGCACGGAGACGAAAUGCGCAACAAGAGGAAUAUUCGCCCGUUCAGCCCCCACCGGCCUAUAAGAUAGAAGAAAUGGGUUACAAUAGAAGCAUCCCUCCGUCACCCCGGCCACUCUCCACCUUCGCUCCGGAAUAUGGUCGUCAAGCCCAGUACAAUCAUCAAUACCAACAGCAGUUAUCACGACCAUCGUUUGAACAGCCUCCACCAUACCCCACAAUACCAAAAUACGAUCCGUCACAAUAUCAACCGAUACGGCCAACAUCAAUGAUCCUUGACAUGAAUAGUUAUGCAAAUUGCUCCCACUCUCUUUACUCGCAUCCCGGCCCCUCCUCCCGGUUAAGUGCAGUUCACUACGGCGAUGCCAGGCUGUCAACCUACCCUCCAGUUACGGAGCAGGCACCAAUGGCUUUGCACUAUCCAGUGCCGCUUAGACCUUUGGGGAACCAAGAUGCUCGGGAGAGACGAGAAAGGAGUUUCUCCGAGCCAAUGCUCUCGGGUCAGCCCGCCGACUCCAAAGGGACUAAACAAUCUAAACCCGUUCUGUCGCGGCUGAUCACCAAUUUCCGCUAA